Molecule: messenger RNA, 609 nt
Organism: Pseudogymnoascus destructans
Lineage: Eukaryota; Fungi; Ascomycota; Leotiomycetes; Thelebolales; Thelebolaceae
Exons: 2
Coding region: 1-609 (202 amino acids)
Biological process (GO): central nervous system development; regulation of transcription by RNA polymerase II
Cellular component (GO): nucleus
Molecular function (GO): RNA polymerase II cis-regulatory region sequence-specific DNA binding; DNA-binding transcription factor activity, RNA polymerase II-specific
Source: RefSeq, a predicted model, not a curated record
AUGCAGAGUUUUCACGACGACCUGAAAAUUACAUGCGACUACCCCUCCUGCACGCACACCUUCUCCCAACUCGGCAACCUCAAAACCCACCUCCGUCGGCACACUGGCGAACGCCCCUUCGCCUGUCCCACCUGCGGGAAAACAUUUGCCCAGCGCAGCAACGUACGCGCGCACGUCGCUGUGCACGACGCAGCGAAGAAGUAUGUCUGCCGCUUGGACGAAUGCGGGAAAUUAUUUUCGCAGUUGGGGAAUCUGAAGAGUCAUAUGAAUAAAUUCCACGUCGAGACGCUAGGGGCGCUAACGGCGAGGUUUGGGGAGAGCGAGGCGAGAAGGGGGGGGAAGGAGGGGGAGGAGGAUGAGCUGUUGGAGUAUUUCCGCAGUCUCUAUCGCAACUCUAAUAAAGGCAUCAAGGGGCGUGGGAAAGGGAGGAAAGUCGCAUCUACAACCCACAACACCGGCAGCACGGCCACAUCUCCGCUAUCGCUAAGUUCCUCAAUAUCCUCAGUCUGCUCGCUCGCUUCCCUCCCACUCUCCCCCCCUUCAUCGACGUCGAUAUCGUACACCGGCGGUAUGGGGAUGGGCGCUAGGAUGGAGAUGGAAAUGUUUUGA